Messenger RNA from Corylus avellana, 1500 nucleotides. NCBI's taxonomy places the organism in Eukaryota, Viridiplantae, Streptophyta, Magnoliopsida, Fagales, Betulaceae. The record is from RefSeq and is a predicted model, not a curated record.
AUGGCCGGAAGAGAGCAUGUUAUAUCUGUGGAGGAGUUGCUGUCCAGGAAGGUUAAUGUCGUUAGAACAGAAUGUGGUCAAACAAAUAGCAGAGGCAAUGAUGCUGAUCAGGAGACACAAAGGUCGAAUGACAGUACCAGGAAGCAGAGGUUGGAGCAAUUAGAGAAGGCUGGAGGAGACAAUGUUGUACCAAAUCAAGCUGAAACAAAUAUAUCAAAGAUACAAAAGGUCACGUUUUUGCUGCGAGAACACAAAAAUGUGGCCAAGUAUUUUGAGCCAAGGGUGGUGCCGCUGGGUCCAAUCCAUCACGGUAAGCCAAAGUACCAGAAAGCAGAGGAGUACAAGCUUAGAUUGGCAAACGCGUUCGUGAAGGAGAGUGGCGAGGGUAAGACAGCUGAAAGUUUGUACGCCGAAAUUGAGAAGAAAAUCAAGCAACUGAGGGAGUACUUCGAUGAGGAGGUGACCGACAAGUAUGACGACAAGGACCUCGCUUGGAUGCUGUUUGUGGACGGGUGUGCUGUAUUACAAUUCAUACAGUGUGCAGUUAAAGACAAAUUCCAAGAUAUGAAAAUUAAGAACGAUCAAGCGGUGUUUGGGCAACAGGAUUUGUUCUUGUUGGAGAAUCAACUUCCUUAUCAACUCCUCAAGGAUUUGAUGAAGUUGAGCGAGAAGAAAGAGACUUUGAAGCAGUCGAUCAACAGUUUCAUUGAUAUUCAAUAUGCUACGACAACGCAGACUGCUGCAAAUUGCAAGGACAAACAAAAGCCUGCCCAUCUACUCGAUCGUCUGCGAACAAGACUCCUUGGCAAUCGCGAAAGUCCUCGCAUCACGGCUGAAAAGAGAAACAAAAGUAAGAGUACUGGAGGAGGCCAAGGAGGGCAGGAUUCGCAGUCGUUUCGCAACGUGCAGGAACUUAGAGUAGCAGGAAUCCAAUUGAAGCCCAGUACAAGUGGUUCCUUGACACACGUAUCUUUUUCCGACCGAUCCACUUUCUACCCUGGAUACCUUUCUCUUCGUCAAAUAAUAGUGGAUGACUCAACAGGGCCAAAGUUGUUGAACUUGGCAGCCUAUGAGAUGUGUCCAGAUUUCGACAAUGACUUCGGCGUCACCUCUUACAUAUGCUUCCUUGAUUCACUCAUUGAUCAUCCCGACGACGUGAAGGAGCUGAGGAAAGCGCAAAUACUCCACAACCUCCUUGGUAGCGACAAAGAAGUGGCAAAACUCUUCAAUGACAUAGCCACUGACUUGGUGCCUAAUCCCGAAACAUAUUCCAAGGUCAAACAGCAGAUUCAGAAGUGCUACGACAACAAGUGGAAGACCUGGAUAGCUCAGGCCAUUCACGACCAUUUCAGCAGCCCCUGGACAUUCGUGGGUUUCCUUGCUGCAUUAGUAGCACUUGGUCUAACAGCCAUCCAGACUGUGUACACGGUCCGGGGCUCUCCCUCUGACUCCAGAGAUCACUCUCCCCCUGCACCCAGAAUUCCCAAAAGGUACUACUGA